Molecule: messenger RNA, 3168 nt
Organism: Xenia sp. Carnegie-2017
Lineage: Eukaryota; Metazoa; Cnidaria; Anthozoa; Malacalcyonacea; Xeniidae
Exons: 16
Coding region: 176-3049 (957 amino acids)
Biological process (GO): L-threonine catabolic process; protein phosphorylation; mRNA processing
Molecular function (GO): protein kinase activity; threonine deaminase activity; ATP binding
Source: RefSeq, a predicted model, not a curated record
UUGUCAUGAACAGUCUCAGCGCAGUUUGGAAUAAACUUUCAGAGGAAAGACACUGAAAAAUAAAGAGGAUUUUUCAAAAGUUAGUUAUCUUUUAAAACUAGCAGGUUGUUAAACCUUUUUAAGUAAAACAAUUUUAGGUGUUAAACCAGUUCUGUCGUGCAAUUUCUUCGUGUGAAUGUCAACAAUGGCGGAAUCGACAUCUUCAAGUUCUUCGGAAGGCAAUGAAUUGAAUGAAAUGAGCGAACAAGCCCAGCCAGUUCUUGUUACGUUUGAUGAUGUGUCAACAGCUCAGUCAAGAAUCCAAGAUAGCGUGCCUCAAACUCCUUGCGAGUACUCAAAAAUGUCUGAUGCACUGGGUAUGGAAGUGUAUUUCAAAAAAGAUUACCUUUUACCCACUGGAAGUUUUAAGGAAAGAGGAGUAAGAAAUGCACUAGAAACGCUGUUUGAUGAUCAAAAGAGAAAAGGGGUGAUAGCUGCCUCAGAUGGAAACCACGCCUUUGCUCUAUCAUACCACGGGCAACAACUAGGCAUUCCAGUCACGGUUGUCAUGCCAAAGAAUACACCAAUUAACAAAAUUGCAUCGUGUAAAAAAUACGGCGCCACUGUACACGAGCUAGGGACGAAUCUCAUUGAGUCAGAAAACUUCGCCCUGGAAAUGGCUGCGACAAAAGAAUUGCAAUACAUCAACGGAUGCGACGAUCCCAGCAUCAUUGCAGGAGCCGGAACGAUGGGUCUGGAGAUUAUGCAACAAGUAAAUGAUGUUGAUGCUGUCAUUAUUCCUGUGGGUGGUGGUGGGUUGAUUGCAGGUGUUGCCGUUGCAGUGAAGGAGCUAAGUCCAAAAACCCUUGUCAUAGGUGUCGAAUCAGAGCAAUGUGCAAGUUUUACUGAAGCAAAAAAUAAGGGUGAACUAGUAAAGAUAGAUGCAAAUAAGGAGAUAACAUUGGCUGAUGGUUUAUGCGUUUCGAAAGUUGGCAUAAAUGCCUUUCAUACAGCAAAACCUCACAUUGAUAGAAUGAUCACAGUACAUGAAGAUUACAUCGCACUAGCUGUACUACGAUUGCUCGAGGAGGAGAAAGUUACAAUUGAAGGUGCUGGUGCAGUUGGUCUUGCUGUCUGCCUUACAGAACAAGUGCCUGAACUAAAAGAAAAAAAGGUUGUCAUUGCUCUUUGUGGUAGAAACAUUGAUUCAAUUGUGUUGGGAAGGUGUUUGGAUCGUGGCCUGGCCGCUGAUGGUCGUUUGGUGCGUUUCGUGGUCACAGUAAGUGACAGACCUGGAGCGAUAGCUGAUGUCACUCAACUGGUGGCCAGUGUUGGAGCAGACGUUAAAGAUAUUUUCUACGAAAGAGCUUGGUUGUUUUCAAGUGUAUUCAGCGUCCAGGUCAAGAUUGUGGCCAGGGUGCGAGACCGUAAUCAUGGAAAAAAACUCAAGGAAGCUUUGAUUUCAGACUACAGCGACGAAGCAGUGAUUUGGCCUUCUUUCGAUAACGGUUCUGGUGAUAGGGAAUCUUCGCUAUAUCAAUCAGAUAAGGAUGAUAAUGAUGUUGACAUCGCUGACAAGCUUUCGGGAGAAAGGCCAAAUUCUAAAAAAAGGGAAUGUUUGCCAUAUCAGUCAGAAAAGAAUGAUAAUGAAGUUCACUUCACUGCAGAGCUUUCCAGAAAAAGGCCAAAAUCACAAUCGCAAGAGUGGAAAUACAUAGGUGAAUCAGCAAAACAUAAAAAAAUGUUUUCUAAAAUGACCCAAUUUUGGCCGAAUGGAGAAUUUUGUAAAAUUGUGGGAGAUGUACGUGUGAUUUUCUCAAACGAGUUUUGCAUUGGCAAAGGAAGUGAUGGAAGCCGAGUUUUUCUGGGACUGAAAUUGGAUGGUUACGGCAAGGCAGUGAAACGAAUAUUUCGAGAUAACUGCAUUGAUUCAGCUCAUCAAGAAAAGGAAAUUUUAAGUAAAUUCAACGCAAAGCAGUCAAAAUAUGUUGUCAAUUAUUACUCCUUAGACGAGGGUACCGGAACUGAAUAUGUGUAUCUGAUAUUAGACUUAUGUGAAGACUCACUAAAGAAUUUUGUCAAAUCGUCUACUUUGCAAGAUCUUAAAAAAGCUCUUCCAGAAAUUGUUAAAAACAUUCUGAAAGGAUUAGCUGAUCUUCACAGUGGACAAGAAGCUAUUCUUCAUCGAGAUUUGAAGCCGUCCAAUGUUCUCUUAGACUCAAAAGGCAACUUUCUUAUAGCAGACUUUGGUAUUAGUCAAAUUUUGAAGAAUGAAACAAACACAUAUGAAAGCAAGGCUAACAAGGGAACCGAGUAUUGGAUAGCCCCUGAAUCAUAUUGUGAGGUUGAAGAUUCAAUUGAUAAAGGACGGUACAAAAAAGAAUCUGAUGUAUAUAAUGCUGGACUGGUGGCUUAUUAUGUUGCAACAAAAGGGAAACAUCCUUUUGGAACGAAACGGCAUAGAUUGGAUAACAUGUUGAAUGGAGACCCUGUUGGCUUCAAGGAACUUAAGGAUGAAAGCUUAAAAGACCUUCUGUCGUGGAUGUUAAAUCUGAAACCCGAAGACAGACCAUCUGCUAACAUGGCGUUAAAACACCCAUUUCUGAUGUCAGAUGACGAGAAAUUUGACUUGUUAUGUAAUGUUGGUAACGAAUUGCCUACUACGACAAAUCAUACCCAGUCAAGUGUCGCUAAACAAUUGGAUAGCGAAAAUUCAGAAUGGAAAAGUAAAAUAGAUCGUGAAGUAUAUGACUUUUUAAGAAAGGAUAAGGUGCAUGGAAAAAUAUAUAAUUAUGGUCCUUUAUUGACAGAAUGCUUGAGACUUAUUCGAAAUAUAGGCCAACAUUGGUACGAUCGACCACGGCCAAGACCACAAACAUUUUAUAAGAUUGGCGAUCACAAGGCAUUUUUUAUCAAGAAAUUCCCCAAUCUCCCUGUUUGGGUGCAUGCUGCUGUGAGGUCAAAUGAAGAAUUUAAAACAAUACAGAACUCAAGAACUUCUUUAAUGAAAGCGAAUCACGUGAAUGAACAGUUUAAAGAGAAAAGAACCUGUUUGAAGGAAAGGCAAUGAUAAGUAUUUGUAUGAAUGUACAUUAAAACCAUUUUUACUUCCCAGUUCCAUACGUUGUAUAUAGUUGUUCGGUAUUUGUAUAGUUCUCAGUUUUUUAAUGAAAGUUUCAGUGGAUUGUA